Messenger RNA from Acaromyces ingoldii, 2815 nucleotides. RefSeq lists its product as hypothetical. Gene Ontology annotation, biological process: mRNA processing. The coding region runs from base 83 to 2761 and encodes 892 amino acids. Gene Ontology annotation, cellular component: nucleus. The transcript has a single exon. Gene Ontology annotation, molecular function: RNA binding. NCBI's taxonomy places the organism in Eukaryota, Fungi, Basidiomycota, Exobasidiomycetes, Exobasidiales, Cryptobasidiaceae. The record is from RefSeq and is a predicted model, not a curated record.
GCUUCUGAGUACUCCCGACGACAACUCAAAUCAAAGACUGUGAGCCGAAGGCCAGGAGCAGGGGUGGGCCGAGAAAGAAGCAAUGGCCACGAACCGGCUCCGGCGCAAGGUCGCUGCCGACGAGGAUCUACAAGGGCAACAGCCGCUCGAGAGCUUCGUCCAGAUCGGCACGCCCCUCCCGUCGCUGCUCGAUCGAAAGAGGGACCAGAACGAAUUCAAGCCGGCAUGGCAGCAGGAGGUCUACGAUGCCCAAGGCCGGCGCCGCUUCCACGGCGCCUUUACGGGCGGCUUCAGUGCGGGCUACUACAACACCGUCGGCAGCAAAGAAGGAUGGACUCCCAGCGAGUUCCGCAGCAGCAGGGGGAACAGAAAGGAGGAGCGCAAGCAGAUGGGCGUCGAGGAUUUCAUGGACGAAGAGGACCUCGAGGACUUUAGAAAGACGGCGGUGAAGAGUGCGGUGGAGGAGGAGCAGGAUGCUGGAAAGGAUCCGUUGAUGGGCCUCUUUGGCCGAGAUAGCUCCUCGAGCAGCAAAGGUAGCCUCGAUUCCUUGGUCAAGCCUGCGAAGUCUUCGUUGGGGAUUAAGCUGCUGCAGCGGAUGGGGUGGAAGCCGGGUCAGGGGCUCGGUCCGAGGGUCAGCGCAAAGCGGCGCAGGGAGCUCAUGCUGCUAGCAAAGGGUCACGUCGAGUCGAUGCCACCGCAAGAAGUCGACGAGGACGAUGAAGAGGCCGAGAAGCAUAUGUAUGCUCCCCCGGAUACCAGUCUGCCCAUCUUUGAGGAAAAGAAGGACACCAGAGGCCUUGGAUGGGAUGGCCCUUCAGGUUCACAGGCAAGCGUGUCAGCCAUGGCGAGCAUGAACGAUGCUCUCAGACGUGCGAGAGAAGAAGAGAAGGGAAAGAAGGCCGGAGGGGGCUUUGGGAUAGGGGCGCUCGAGUACGACUCGGAUGGUGAAGACCAGGUAUACGAGCAGCCCGAUCGCAUCGAGGAUUCCACUCUCGCAAGAAGGGACGAUGACAGGGUGAUUUUGGGCCCGGCGAGGGGCAAAUCCUUGAAGCAGCCGCCUUCUAAGCCAUCGGCAGGAGCAGCGGCAAUGAUCGAAGGAGACGAGGAGAAUACGUGGCAUGAUGGUCGACCAAUGAUACCCGGGUUCCAGAUCUCUAGAUCACAAUCAUCCAGCCACAGCAGCAAAGACAACGGAGAGGAGUGGUUCGAACCGCCGAAGGUGCCGGCAGGAUGGACGCCAGAUCCUCAACGCGUCUGGGCAAAAGUCCAGCAACAUGGGCAGGAGCACGGGCAAACGAGCAAGCCCAAUCUGGCACCAGAAGACCGGGCAAAGAUGCUGGGCGAAGCUAGAAUCCCUGGCCCACCCCCAUCGAUCCUCGACUACCUGUCGAAAAAGGACCAGGAGCGAAUGGAGGCUGUUUCUGCCAAGCUUCCUUCGUCGCCUUCCGCUGUCCAUGCCGCUGAAGAGGAUAAGCAGCUCCCUACACUAGAUUUCCAGACGGCAAAGGCUGCGCUCCUGGGAUACAUGCCGUUCUCAAACGACGACGCGAAACAGGCACGGUACCGAUCCUACCUCGAGUCUCAACGUGAUCGCCUCCCAUCUUCGACAUUGAUGCAAAUGCUCCUGAGCCAGGGAGGGAGAAGCGAACAAGACAUUCGCAACGAGAUCAACGAAUUUCAAAAGAGUGCCCAAAUCUUCAGGCCAAUGGCAUCUGCCAUGGCGUCGCGCUUUUCGAGCAGCAGCAUGGCCAGCAAUGAGCUGCCAAGGGUCGAGCCUGGCCUCUACAAGCCAUCGGCCGCCAAGAAGCCAGAGUCGGAAGCAGCAACGAACGGCACUGCAAGUCCUCAUCCUGGACCACCACCGAAGCGAGAUGCGGAGGAGAAGAAUCUGACGGCAGAACAGAUCCAUGCGCGCCGAGGCGAUUUUGGGCUGGGAAAGACGAGGGUCGUGAAGCGAUUUCUUGCGGACAAGCUGCUCUUUCGUCGCUUUGGCCUACCCGAUCCUUUUGCACAAGAGAGACGUAUGAUGGAGGCGAACAAGGAAGAUGCGAACUUGGACAUUCCAUCGAGGGCAGAUUCUGGAGCGGGAAAGAAAGGAUCACGGAUUAAUGAGAAGUGGGAGGAGAGCAGGCGAGAGCUGCAGAGGAUGGCUGAUCAGCGCACAUGGGAGUCGUCGUCGUCGUCGUCAUCGACUCAGCGGCCAGAGGUCGGUGCGCAGGACGCCGAGCAGAAGCGCCAAGAAGAGGAAGAACGGCAAGCAGGGAAGCCAAAGACUCUAGGCAAUGUUGGUAUGGGUGAGGAUGAGGAGCAGGGUAGAGACACGGAAACAUACGUGAAGCUCUCGAUGGACAUCUUCAAGGCCGUCUUUGCAGAUGAUGACGACGAUGAGGAAGAGGAUGACGGCGAACUUGAACCUGUGCCUCUCGCCCAAGAGGAUGCGAAAAGCAAGGCGUCGGGUGCCCAGGAGAGGUCGACGGAGAGAGGCGUCGAGGGUCCCGACACAGACGCAGCAUCGUUCCGACCCACCUUUGUUCCGCGGUCCAAGCGUCUCAAGGACGAAGACGAGCGUGAAGAAGAGCAAAUGGCGAAGAAGAACAAAAAAGAAAAGAAGAGGGACAAGAAGCCGAAGCAAAAGGGUCUCUUGACGUUCAGCAUGGAUGGCGACGAGGACGAAGAGGCCGUUGUGAAGGCUCCACAGACCAAGGGAAACAAUGGCACCGAGAAGAAACAGAGACCACGAGCUUCGGACCUGUUUCAAUAAUUAUGUACAAUGUAGACGGUGUGGUGGCAGUACAACAAUGACGAAGCUUGUACA